AUGUUGACACUACCGAAUGAAAUUCUCGACAUUAUCAUUCGACUCCUGGUGGGAGAGCCGAUUCUUAAUCCUCCCACUUACCUGCAACUUAUCAAAUCAAAUAAUGAUAUUCGUGCCUUGAGACUGGAUCACCUCGGAAAGGCAGUUGACAUAAGAGACAACCAACCUCACGGAAUGACUGAGCUGCGCAACAACUCGAGGGCCUUGACCAGGACAACUGUGGUCGCUCCACCAAGUGCUAUAUCUCGUUUCCAUGAUAACCGAGAUGGCACGUCAAGUCGGGAAGGCCAACAGGAAGCUCUACGUCAGUCUGGUCACAAAAAUCUCAAAUCAAAACUUGAUGCUGGUACCUCUAAAGAGAAAACUUUUUCUCCUCUCCCUUUGGAUGGAUCUGUUAAACUGUUGGGUACCAAUGACGGUAGAUCAAGUCUCGUCUACAUUUUAUCCUUCUUUACCGAGCAUUUUCAUAACGGCGACUCGAGGCCGCUCGCAUCAGAAACAUUCAAGUCACACAUGGCAUUAUUCUCCGAGGACAAGACAGCCGAACCUCCUGUAUCCAACGACGAUAAUGGUCGCACUAUCGAUUAUUGA
Messenger RNA from Acaulospora colombiana, 591 nucleotides. The record is from the annotation of a GenBank genome assembly. Lineage: Eukaryota; Fungi; Glomeromycota; Glomeromycetes; Diversisporales; Acaulosporaceae.